Molecule: messenger RNA, 885 nt
Organism: Xenia sp. Carnegie-2017
Lineage: Eukaryota; Metazoa; Cnidaria; Anthozoa; Malacalcyonacea; Xeniidae
Exons: 1
Coding region: 1-885 (294 amino acids)
Source: RefSeq, a predicted model, not a curated record
AUGGAAGAUGAUGAAGAAAAUGUUGUCAGUAAAUUAACAUCAAAUUCCCUGGACGACAAUGGAAGUCAUUUAGGUUUUCCUCAACUUAAGACAUGUGGUGGCUUUGAAAUGAUGCGUUGUGCCCCCAAAUGUCGUGAUUUGGCCGUGCUCGAUUGCUCAUGGGGUGCAAAGGACCUUCGUGCAAAUUUGGGUGGUGGUCAAGGUAAGAUAUAUUUACGACCAAUUCAAAUGUCUUUGUCCAAAGAGCCAUUGGUCCAGCAAAGCCAAUCUGAAGUUAAGGAGCGAUGCAAAAUGUGCAACCAGGAGAUUCUUGCUCGUCGGCUUCGGAGCCAUUUAUGGUCAUGUAUGGAAGGACUGGACACUAGUGAUGAAGAUGGCCAAGACGCUGAACCUGGUCAGUUUGCUCAGGAGGAAAGUCGAGAAUUUGUUAUAUCUGGUCAAGCACCAUCCUCUAGCAACUCCUUAAUGUCACUUCCUGCAUCAUCUGAAGCAUCUUUGUCACAUACCGAAACAGAGACAAUAGCAAGUGUACCAACCACCUUACAAAUGUCUAGUGAGGUCAUCGACCUCACAGUAAAAGAGUCAGAGAUCUCUCACAUGGAUAAGAUUGUCGACGACAUUGUCAAUGAUACAGUAGCCUAUUGUGAACAAUAUAAUGUAUUGAGUGCUGUUGAAAUAUUGCGCUGUUUCCAAAAGAAGAUGGUAACUGGCAGAGAUUUAGAAGUUCAAGCUUUAGAUGAAGUGAAUGAAGGGGAUACCAACUUUAUAAUGAUUGACCGUGGCAAUGUUUUGAAGACAGCCUUGGAUGAAAUAUUGUGCGUAACAGAUUAUCGGAAAACAUUGCAAGUUGAAUUUUAUGGGGAAGUAUGUCUUGUUUGCAUUUGA